UUCGCUGGUGGAUGCGAUCCGCGCUCUUACUGCGGCCGCCGCUCAACUGGGCUCAGUUUAUCCAAACCAGCAACAGCAGCCUUGACUCCAUUCCAACUCCUCCCCCCGAACCUUUGUACAAAAUGACUGUGUGGCUCUAAGGCCUGCCUGCGACAGAUACACCGUUAUUAUUAUUUUUUUCUGGAUCCGGGGUAGAGGGCGUUUUCCAUGGACAACAGGAAAACAGGGCGGCGAGUUGGAGCAAUGAUCUUGACGAGCGAACGGAGUAGGAAGGCAUUGGAGAGCAGGACAAUAAACCAGUGACCAAGACAGAGCAGCUGCUGCUAGUCGCAAUCCAGCAUCAGUACACGGAGCUGUACUUUGUAGUUUGGGACAGGAGCUGCAAGGAGAAACAGUACUGUGAAGAGUCAAUAGCAACAUCAUUCUGUGCCUCCGCUGUCACAGAUGCCAGAAAAGGAGCAGAUGUUGAAUGAAGAACUGUGAGUCCUUUUGCUCUCUCAUUUAAGAGAAAACCAUUGGGGUAGUGUCAACUCCCUGCCAUCCCUUCUGGUGGGGGAGUGGUAGGGAACGCUUGCCUUAAAACUUUCUAAACGUGACCUUACGUCAGAAGAGUCGAGGAUAAUUAACUUUCAGCUUCUCUGAAACAAGGCAGUUGAAUAAAUGAUUUUUUCCACUGAAGUGAGUGUAAGGUUCGGCAGGAAUCCUGCGGCCGUAGAAGUAUGUCGUGGUUCAGUGGCAUCCUGGUUCCUAAAGUAGAUGACCGCAAGACUGCCUGGGGUGAGCGCAAUGGGAAGAAAAGCAAGCGAAAGACCACCUCAUUUUGCAAACCUCGGUAUAUGAGCUGCUUGAGGGACCCAGAAAUGGAGAGAAACAACAGAGGAAACUUUGGACUACGCUGUGCUUGGCAGGAGGACCACUACAGUAGAAAAACAUUAGGCAAAGCUGCUCAGACAUGUGGAGAGGUGGGACUCCGAGCAGUGGAUUUAGGCUUUGAGGAUGGAGACUUCAGGGGAAGGAAGAGCCCUGACCAGGAUGGCUGGGAACAGCAGGACAAUGACCACCUUACAGCCAGGGAAUGCUGGGCCAGAGUGAUGCAGGUGUUCCAUUCAAAAAAGUUCCAAUCAGCCAAACUGGAGAAGCUUUAUCAGCGCUAUUUUUUCCAGCUGAACCAAAGCAGUUUGAUGAUGCUAAUGGGUGUGUUGGUGGGUGUCUGUGUGGUGAUGCUGGCAUUCCAUUGUGUCUAUGGUCGACCAAAUAUUGCCUAUGUCUGUGUGUUGUCCUUGGCCUUGGUCGCAUUCUUGGUCCUUAUGGCUCUCUGCAACCAGAAUGGGUUCCACCAAGACUACAUGUGGAUCAUCAGUUACUUUGUCAUCCUGGUACUGUGUGUGGUGCAGGUUUUUGGGGUACUGAUGGUGAAUCCCCGCAGUGCCUCAGAGGGAAUUUGGUGGAGCGUUUUUUUUAUCUAUAUUAUCUAUACGCUGCUGCCUGUCCGUAUGAGAGCUGCAGUGAUCAGUGGGAUCAUUCUUUCUGGUAUCCAUCUGAUCCUGUCAUGGAGGCUAAACAUGAAAGAUGCCUUUCUGUGGAAACAGCUCAGUGCCAAUGUGCUGAUAUUUCUCUGCACCAAUAUUAUUGGAAUCUGCACACACUAUCCAGCAGAAGUGUCUCAGCGCCAAGCAUUCCAGGAGACAAGAGGCUACAUCCAAGCCCGCCUUCACCUCCAGCGGGAAAAUCAGCAGCAGGAACGCCUACUUCUCUCUGUGCUACCCAGACACGUUGCCUUGGAGAUGAAAGAAGACAUUAAUGCCAAGAAAGAGGACAUGAUGUUCCACAAAAUCUACAUCCAAAAGCAUGAUAACGUCAGCAUCCUUUUUGCAGACAUUGAAGGCUUCACAAGUUUGGCCUCCCAAUGUACCGCACAGGAACUCGUCAUGACCCUCAAUGAACUGUUUGCUAGGUUUGACAAGCUGGCUGCGGAAAACCAUUGUCUGCGGAUUAAAAUCCUUGGCGAUUGCUACUACUGUGUGUCUGGUCUGCCUGAACCACGAGCUGAUCAUGCCCACUGCUGUGUGGAGAUGGGUGUUGACAUGAUUGAAGCAAUUUCCCUUGUUCGAGAAGUGACAGGAGUGAAUGUAAACAUGAGGGUUGGAAUUCACAGUGGGCGUGUCCACUGUGGUGUGCUGGGGCUUCGGAAGUGGCAGUUUGAUGUUUGGUCCAAUGAUGUGACACUGGCUAAUCAAAUGGAGGCUGGGGGAAAAGCUGGGCGUAUUCACAUAACGAAGGCCACACUGAUGUACCUGAAUGAUGAUUAUGAGGUGGAGUCGGGGCAUGGUGGAGAGCGGAAUGCUUACCUGAAGGAGAACAACAUUGAGACAUUCCUGAUAGUGGGCUGCACUCAGAAAAGGAAAGAUGAGAAAGCUAUGAUGGCAAAGCUGCAAAGAACGCGUGCAAACUCAAAUGAUGCAUUAGUGCCUCGAUGGGUUGUCCCUCCCCGUUCCUUAGCACGGACAAAGGAUUCUAAAGCUUUCCGACAGAUGGGUAUUGAAGAGACCUCCAGCAAAGACAAUAGAUGUGCUCAGGAAGCCAUGGAUCCAGAGGAUGAGGUGAAUGAGUUUCUCGGGCGAGCUAUUGAUGCCAGAAGUAUUGACCAGCUCCGUCAGGAUCAUGUGAAGAAAAUCCUGCUCACCUUUCAUUCUCCAGAACUUGAAAAGAAGUAUUCAAGGAAGGUGGAUGAUCGCUUUGGUGGUUACGUGGCCUGUAGUUUGUUGGUGUUCUGCUUCAUCGGAUUCAUUCAGAUUGUCAUAUUCCCACACACACCACUGAUGUUGGGGGUUUACAUCACUAUAUUUGUUAUCCUGGCAUCCCUACUGUUCAUAUGUUCAAUCUAUUCUUGUAUAAAGAUUUUUCCAGUUGCUCUCCAGAGCAUUUCUCAGAAGAUCGUGCAGUCACGGACUAACAGCACAUUGGCUGGAGUUUUUGCCAUUGUCCUGGUAUUCAUUUCAGCAUUUGUCAACAUGUUUGCCUGUAGUCCAGAACCUUUGCAGAACUGUGUGGCAAGAUUACUGAAUAUAACCCCAGCAAAUGUAACUCCUUGCCUUAUCCGAAAUCUUGACUUCUUUUUGGAGGGAGAACUUCAGUUAUGUGAAGGUGAUGGCCCAUCUUGCAACUUUCCCGAGUACUUUAACUGCAGCAUCCUGCUGACUCUACUUGCCUGUUCCGUCUUCCUGCAAAUCAGCAGCUUUGGCAAACUGGCACUAAUGUUGACCAUACAGGUUAUUUACAUCAUCAUUGUGGAAGUACCGAAGGUCACCAUUUUUGAUAACUGGGAUGUUCUUGUCAUGGCAAACAGCUUAAAUGACACCAUCUCUAAUAAGACGCUGGAAAGUUCAAACUGCCCAGAGGGUAAGGUGGCUCUGAAGUACAUGACCCCAGUUAUCCUCUUGUUGUUUGCAUUAGCACUUUACCUUCAUGCCCACCAAGUGGAGUCCACAGCACGCCUUGAUUUUCUUUGGAAAUUGCAGGCAACAGAAGAGAAAGAAGAUAUGGAGGAGCUUCAGGCUUAUAACAGACGUCUGCUUCACAACAUCCUUCCCAAAGAUGUUGCUGCACACUUUCUUGCACGAGAGCGCAGAAAUGAUGAACUAUACUACCAGUCGUGUGAGUGUGUGGCCGUCAUGUUUGCAUCAAUCAGUAACUUUUCCGAGUUUUACGUAGAGCUUGAGGCCAACAAUGAAGGAGUGGAGUGCUUGCGGCUCCUCAAUGAGAUCAUCGCUGACUUUGAUGAGAUCAUCAGUGAGGAGAGAUUUCGGCAGCUGGAAAAGAUAAAGACGAUUGGAAGCACAUACAUGGCAGCUUCUGGUCUGAAUGACACCACAUAUGACAGAGAGGGCAAGUCGCACAUCACAAGUUUGGCAGAUUAUGCCAUGAAGUUAAUGGAACAGAUGAAGUAUAUCAAUGAACAUUCUUUUAACAACUUCCAGAUGAAGAUAGGUUUAAACAUUGGUCCAGUUGUUGCUGGUGUAAUUGGUGCUCGUAAACCUCAAUAUGACAUUUGGGGUAACACUGUGAAUGUGGCCAGCCGGAUGGAUAGUACUGGUGUACCAGAUCGAAUCCAGGUAACUACUGAUCUUUAUCAGGUCUUGGCAGCUAAAGGUUACCAGCUGGAGUGCCGAGGGAUCAUCAAGGUCAAAGGAAAGGGAGAGAUGACCACAUAUUUUCUGAAUGAGGGGCCAAAUAAUAGCUAGCAAGCACCUGGGGAAAAAAGCUGCCUUCCAGGCUUUAGAGACCUGUCCACAGAGUUCUGCUGUGCUCACAUCCCAUUUUAAAGUAUCAACUGCUGCUGAACCAUGGGACCUAGAAGACUGUAGGGGCCUCUUCAUGCUGUGUACAACCCCCAACCAUCUGCAGGUGGAGAACUGGCAAGUUCAGCAGUGAUGCUUGUACCACUUUGCAAAAAACUAGAAAUCUGUUGGCCUUGCACCUUGGAUUACUUCAGGAUUUGAAGUAUUUGAUUUACAGAUAAUGAGGUUUUGAGGGUGGGCCUUCCAUACUGUUGCAACUGACAUUUAUUUAUUUAAUGUUCCUUAUUUCUAUGAUGUCCUUGCAAAAAUUCAUGAGACUUGACCAAAGAACGAGCAACAUGGAAGCAGUAAUGAAGGAUGUGCAAAGUGAUUGCAGGAUGUGGCAUGAUCUACUCUGCAUUCUCACUGGACUGCUGUGCUCAUCUUGGGGCUGUGAGUUUGUGUUAUUGAGUCUUUUCUUUUUCUCAGCUGCUGUAGUUGCAGGCAGUUUUGAACUGGAUGCCCUUUGACAGUCCAUGAUCUUUUGGAGUUAUGUAUGUAUUCUGUUUACUGCUCAGCAGAGGUUCAUUUUUACUCUUAUGAACUUCUAUAGUGUUUGCCUUGCUCAAGGUCCCAUGCCCACGGGAGUCUCUCCUUUUUGGGAGAAGUUUUUUUUUUUUUUUUUUAACUUGCAAAGACUAAUUUAAAAACUGAAGACCUUGGUGCCCAGAGUCUACACACAAAAACAAAAUCUUAUUAAUCUUGAAAGUGUGAGCCAUUUUGACAAGUGUCAUUAAGGGCCUUCUUGAAGCUGAUGACCAAUCCAGUGAAAGUUGGGCAUGUAGAGCAGCCUUUGAGGGGGAGGGUUAUUGUUCAUAUGCCUCUUUGCCCAGGUCUGUGAAUCAUUCCACAUACAGCUUGGUAAGCAUCAGUCCAGGAGCAACUCUUCUCCCCUUUGGAGAAUAACUGUAAGAAAUGGACUGCAUGCUGACUAACUGUACUGUGUUCAUUAUGAUUCUUGGAGAUGUCAAUGGGUGGUGAUCUUGUUUCUUUUCAGAUACUGUGAAAUGUUCAUUUGCCAAACUGCAAGCCUUAUUUAAGGUUAUUCUUCAGAGUUCCCUUUUGGGAUGUGGCAUGUAUGUUAUGUUUCAGUCUGGAAACCUGGCUUUACGUCCUGUUAUAAUAAUCUGUAUAUGCAUGUGCAGCUUACCCACUUUUCAACCAACCACAGAUUCACACCACCAAAGUUCAGGGAGCAAGGUGCCAUUCUUGGAUUUCAGUGUGCUGUUUGAUAAAAAAAAUUUAAAUAGGUUUGAAAUGCUACUGACAAAUUGUUGGAAAAAGGGUGAGUGCAGGUAAUAGUAUUUUCCUUUGGCAUGUCCAGCCUUUGACACUUGUUCCUGUGUUUGUGGUUUGUCACAGGAUUCAUUCAUCCCCAGUAAACUUCACUUAUUAAAUAUAUAAACAGAAUCUCCAGUCUGAUCAGCAGGAGCUGAAAAUUUCCCCCAAGCUGUGUUGUUUGACCUUCACAACCAAGGACACAUCCUUGUGCUCUGCUGUUUGAUGUUUGGGCACAAACGUAUUGGUAAAAUUUGGAUUUUGACCUACAGGAGGUGGAAGAUUUCACCAGGUUUGUGCUGUUUGACAUGUAGGAGCUAGGAACAAUCCCAUCCUCAGCUCUUUGAUUUGUGGGGUUGCGGAAGCAUUGCCAGAAUCUGCAGUUUAACCUACAGGAGCUGGAAGUUUCAUCAGGCUGUACUAUUUCACCUGCUAGAACUGAGAUGUAUCAUCAGACUCUGGCCUUUGACCUACAGAUGUUUAGAAGUAUCACAUGUUUCUGUUUGACCUGCAGAUGCCAGAAUACAGUGCCAAAAUCUGCUCUUUGCACCCCAGGAAAUUUUGGUAUGCAUGAGAUGGGAAAAAAAUUACCGGGUUUUACUGUUUGCCCAGUGUACUGAUACAGCUGUCAUGUCACACUAAGUGGUGCACAGAACUGGAUUCCUAUUAACUGUGACACAGUUGGGAGGAAAAAGUGGUACAUGGAUUAUUAAAAUCCCUGAUGCAGCAGUUGGCAGCCUUCUAAGUUUAUCAUCCCUCAAGUUGUAUUUCUGGUGUAGAAUUACACUGUACAGCCUAUUAUCUGAAGGUUUGUUUUGAAAACGUGUUCUUUUCUGAACCAAAUCUCCUUUAGUAAAGCUUUUGAGAUGUGGUAGUGUUUAUGGGAAUAUUAUUAUUUCCAUGUUUCAGUGUCUAAUGUUAUUCCUAAUGUGUUUAGGAUGCUUCAGCUUUUGCAGGUAACAGUUCUCUUAGUCUGACCUUUCCUGUCAUGAGCAGGUGACAACCUAUGUUGUACUGCUAUCAGGUUGCAAGUAAUACAGACCUGGUUCACUGUCCUUCUGUAUAUUCUAAAGUGCCUAACAUCCUGUUGGCAUCUGCAUGGAUUCUGGGUGUUUGCCUUAGAAGUCACAUCUCCUUUUUGACAGUUUCUGAGGGUGACUUUGAUAUCACUCCCAUUUUUUUAGUGUAUUCCCCCCAAACCCACUUGUAUGUGUAAUCAAGAAAGGAAGCUGUUCCUUUCCAGCGUAUCUCAGGUCGAGCUUUGGGGACUGAAACAAACUACUGCCAUGUCUCAAUGGGUUAAUAGAAAUCACUGUUUCUUUUUGAUUUACUUUCUCUGGUGCCAAAGAAAUUUAAACGUUUAUAAAAGAACCUGCUGUGUGGUUGGAUCUCCUUGCUCCCUUACCUGCAUCAUGACUUGUCAUGCUGUAGUCCAAGCCUUCCAGAGGUCAUACUGGGGAAGACCGGCGGUUUCACAUCUUGUGGGUACAUGUUGCCAUUCAGACACAACACUGGAAACAUUCUGUGCCUCAUGCCGAAGAGAGUGAAUCCAUUAACAUGCUCAGUGGCAGCAAAAGGGUACAUAUAGAAAGGCUAUUUCUGCCUUGUUCUUGGGAAUUAAAAAUGAGAGGGGAAAUAAAUGUCAAUUUGUACCUUAUUCUGUAUGCCAUAACUAGCUCUGGCAGGCUCCUUGCUGUAUUAUUUCUGAGACUGAAGUAUAAAUGAGCCUCAGUUACAGUGCAUAGGCACAGCACCUCCUGCCGGGAUGAGUGGCCCUUUUGAUAUGCUGUUUGCUUUGCAUUAGCAGCAUUCCUGUGUGGCCAACCUGUAUUUUCACUCGAGUAUAACCUUAAUGAAAUUGAAAAUGCUUUUUCAGUACUAAGGUGUAAAAUGACACUCGCACAUUGUCAAAAUACAAGUGGAUGGGAUAGAUAUAAGCAGAUGUGUUAUUUAAAUUAAAAAUAUGGAUCUUUCUCAUAUUUAUAUAAAUAUAUGUGUGUGUGU
This is a messenger RNA of Protopterus annectens (West African lungfish), 7619 nucleotides long. RefSeq names its product adenylate cyclase 6 (gene ADCY6). The record is from RefSeq and is a predicted model, not a curated record. Bases 720 to 4241 code for a protein of 1173 amino acids. Gene Ontology annotation, biological process: cAMP biosynthetic process; intracellular signal transduction; adenylate cyclase-activating G protein-coupled receptor signaling pathway. The transcript has 23 exons. Gene Ontology annotation, cellular component: plasma membrane. Gene Ontology annotation, molecular function: adenylate cyclase activity. NCBI's taxonomy places the organism in Eukaryota, Metazoa, Chordata, Ceratodontiformes, Protopteridae.